CGAGCUUCAGAAUCUGAUUAAACCGUCGGAUUCCCGUAAAAAAAAUCUGCUGUUUCCAGGCGACGGGCGAGGAGCAGGAACUCAUCGGUUGAAGUGGAAGGUGCAGUGAGCUAAGAAGGAGGGCUUUGAAUAUGAGCUUUCCUCAGAUAUUGCUGUAAGACAUGCUCGCCACCCUCAGCACAGGUCUUCUAACCUCCAGGCAAAGUUUCCUAUAUUAAACCUCUCAUCAUACCCUUUGAGUUGUCGGGCAGCUGCCCAUGCACAUGCACGGCACCAUGGGUAGCUCCCCAGAGGUGCUGUCCUGGACCUCCUGCCCCAGCCUGCUGGUGGGAAAGCUCAAAGAAGAGCUCAAGCUCACCGUGGUGGGAGACGCUCUGAAGAAAGCCAACACCAACAGUUCCCUCUCUCCUCAGGCCCCACCACCUGCCCCUCCACCACAGAUCAUCACCGACCUGGCCCCGCCCACCAGCCUCCCCGUGCCCCUGCAGCCGGGCCGAGACGACGACUUGGGCAUGAGCGGUAGCAGCCCGCCCUGCACCGCGCUCAGCGAGGACUCGAGUCGGGAGCAGGGCCACUUCGAGAACAGCGUGCUGCAGCUGCAGGAGCACGAGGAGGAACGCAAUGCCGACCAUGAAGAGCACGGUUCCUACGGCGAAGAGGGCAACGAGGACGGAGGCUGUAACAUGGAGCACGCUGAUCAGCAUCACCACGACGAUAUCAAACUUCACUUCCACCGAGCGCACACGGGCGGAGGCGGCUUUCUGGAAGGAUUGUUCGGCUGCUUAAAGCCAGUGUGGAACAUCAUAGGGAAGACAUAUUCAACAGAUUAUAAGCUUCAGCAGCAAGAUUUGUGGGAGGUUCCGUUCGAGGAGAUCUCCGAGCUGCAGUGGUUGGGAAGCGGAGCUCAGGGUGCCGUGUUCCUGGGUAAGUUCCACUCGGAAGACGUGGCCAUCAAGAAGGUCCGAGAGCAGAAAGAAACAGACAUUAAACACCUCCGCAAACUAAAGCACCCCAACAUCAUCGGAUUCAAGGGUGUGUGCACACAGGCUCCAUGUUACUGCAUUAUCAUGGAGUACUGUGCUCAGGGGCAGCUGUAUGAGGUACUCAGGGCAGGGAGGAAGAUAACUCCCCGUCUCCUAGUGGACUGGGCAUCGGGCAUCGCAAGCGGCAUGAACUACCUACACCUCCACAAGAUCAUUCACAGAGACCUCAAAUCGCCAAACGUGUUAGUCACUCAUAACGAUGCUGUGAAGAUCUCGGACUUCGGGACAUCCAAAGAGCUGAGCGAUAAGAGCACCAAGAUGUCAUUUGCUGGUACGGUGGCCUGGAUGGCUCCGGAAGUGAUCCGCAAUGAACCCGUGUCGGAAAAAGUAGACAUUUGGUCAUUUGGUGUGGUGUUAUGGGAGCUUCUGACCGGGGAGAUCCCAUAUAAAGACGUGGACUCCUCUGCCAUUAUCUGGGGCGUAGGGAGUAACAGUCUGCACCUUCCUGUGCCCUCGACCUGCCCUGACGGCUUCAAAAUCCUCAUGAAGCAGACAUGGCAGGGUAAACCGAGAAACAGACCAUCGUUCAGACAGAUCCUUCUGCAUCUGGACAUCGCCUCUGCAGAUGUGCUCGGAGCCCCCCAGGAGACCUACUUCAAAUCUCAGGCGGAGUGGAGAGAGGAAGUGAAAAAGCAUUUUGAGAAGAUAAAAAGUGAAGGAACUUGCAUUCAUCGGCUGGAUGAGGAACUUAUCCGGCGCAGAAGAGAUGAACUCAGGCACGCGCUGGACAUCAGAGAGCAUUAUGAGAGAAAGCUCGAGAGGGCCAACAACCUGUAUAUGGAGCUAAGUGCAAUCAUGCUGCAGCUGGAAGUGCGAGAGAAAGAGCUCAUGAACAGAAGGGAGCAAGCUGUGGAGAAAAAGUACCCCGGCACGUACAAACGCCACGUGGUGCGACCCAUCGUCCGACCCAACGCUGUCGAGAAGCUUAUCAGGAAGAAAGGCAGUGUGAACCACAAACCUGGCACACCGACCCCCAAAAGGCCUGAUCUUCUGCGCUCAGACGGAAUCUCCAGUGUGGAGGCUUUCCCAGUGUCCUCACCUCUGUCAGGCAGCCCAAGGGUCUCCACUCCACCUGGGAAAGCACGCUACCGCAGCAAACCACGCCACCGCCGUACCAACAGCAAGGGCAGCCACGAGUUUUCCGGGGUCCUCAAGCCCAAUGUCAACAUCGCUGAAGAACAGCAACCACUGCAGCCACAGCAAUACCAUCAUAAUCCUCAUAGCCACCAUUACCCUCAUCAGCUACCACCCGAGAGCCCGCUGCUUCCCCUGCAAAAGCGGGACAACACUGCCGCCUUAUGCGCCAGCGAGCUGCGCUACUUCGGCCCUGCCGCGGCACUCCGCAGCCCUCACACAGAGCAUCUACAGCGCUCUAGCCCCGACCUCAUCAACACCACUCUGGAGGCUGACGCAAGGCAGCAAGUGGCUAUCGGGACAGCUGCGCUCUGCCCCUGCUGCCAGGGUCACCCCCUGCCUGGGUGCUUGAGGUGCCAGGACAUGUUGCCUGACUGUUCCCUGGUCAGCACGCGUGAUGGAGACGCCAUGGAGGAAAAACAACAGCCAGAGCGAGGUAGCUCCCCACAGAACAGCCUCCCAAGGACACUCAGAACCCUCAGUAAGGUUGGGGAUGACUCAUCUGAGGAAGAGGAGGGAGAGGUUGACAGUGAAGUGGAGUUUCCACGGAGACAGAGGCCUCACCGCUGCAUGAGCAGCUUUCAGUCGUACUCUACCUUCAGCUCAGAGAAUCUGUCCGUGUCAGAUGGAGAGGAAGGGAACACGAGCGAGCACUCUCGCAGUGGACCCCUAGAAGCACUGAGCGCCAGUCAGGAGGAGCAGCUGGACGAGCUGCUCUCGCACACACCAGAGAUCCCCAUCGACAUCUCCACACAGUCUGACGGCCUCUCCGAUAAAGAGUGUGCGGUGCGCCGGGUCAAAACUCAGAUCUCUCUGGGCAAGCUGUGCGCUGAUGAACAUAGUUAUGAGAACCCGCUGCACUUCGGUGACUCGGACUGCGACUCCUCAGAAGCCGAGUGCUCCGACGCCACCAUCAGGAACAAGCAGUCGUGUGCUCCCUCAUCCUGGUGAGCUCCUCUGACGAGCACAUCUCCUGGGAGGAAAACCACCGCAAUAACCCGGGGGCAUGCUGUAAAAGACCACGCCCCUUUGUUCUUUCAGUCCCCGCCCUCUAUCAAGCCCCACCCAUCCGAGUAAGCUCAGGCAACUCUGGACUGACAAUGUAGCUAGUGUAACGUUCAUAAUUUAUUUUUCUGCAUCCAAGGCAAAGAAAAAAAAAAAGGAAGAAAAAUCAGGAAGUCGUUUAAAUUCUAGCCUAGAACAAAAAGACAAAAAUGAAUGAGUGUAUGUGGUUGGAAUGGAACAAAUGGUGCAAACUUCUAACCUUAGAAAUACAGUGAUCAUGGAUUUGGUGUAUAAGAGUGAGUGAGUUGUUGGUGGAGAGAUCACUCCGAGUAAACACGGGACCCUUUAACAAAAACACAAGCAGCCAGAUCUGCCGUUUUUGGCUAAGAAGCCAAGACUUGCUAGCUACCUGGUAAAGCUUGAGUUUGUAAUAAAUGAUGCCCUGAGAUAUCAGGGUCACUUCGGUUUGAGCACCAGCAUGAACAGCACCUGUCCGUCCUCUCUCUCUCUUUUUUUUUUUUUUUUUUCUUCUUCUCCAUCUUUUCAUCUCUUAUUUCCAGCAACACAGACUAUUGUGCAGUCUCAGCAUGCCAAUUGGAGAACCAAUCAGACUUUGCUGCUGAAACGCACCCAGUGGAACACCAUCUUGCUUUAAAAAAAUGACACACAACAGAGUUCGUGUCCCUGAAAUCAGUGUUGAAACUGGAGGAAACCAGUCCAGCUUUCCUCUCACCUCAGGCCUGAAGGAUUACGAGUCCGGGGAGAUGACAAUAACACAUUCCUUUUCAUGUUCGGAUCUAUGUCUAGACCCAGGUUAUUCAGAAAGCCCCGGUCCUUCUCUUAUUCUUUAAUCUUGUCUAAGCUUUUUUCCAUUCCAGGUUAUUUGUAUAUUUAAUGAUUUUAGAUGAUGUGAUGAUGCAGCAGCCCUUUAAAUCCCUCAGGGCUUGGUGUCAUUUUGUUCUGUUUUUCUUGUAUAAAGUGAGACUGAAUGUUUAGUGUGAGGUGAGCGCCUUUGGACACACACUAAAGGUUCUGCAAUAACGCAGGUUCUGCUCAGGCUUAGAAGAAUCUCGCUCAGGAGGCCUGUCUAGCUGGCUGGACAGAUGCACCGGCAAGUUGUAGUGACACAAGGUAGUUGUAGGAAAAGUUUCACUUUUAAAAGUGUCUAUUUUUGAGAUUUGCUCGGAAUCGCCUCCUGCGUUUCGAUGAUUUUGAUGCUCAGGUUAAGUCGAAUGCACAGUGCAGCACGUUUUCUCUUUUCUCCACUAGGGGGAGACAGAUCUGUGUGUUGCGUUGCUGUGAAAGAAAACCAAGCAACACUACUUUUAUAUUCAUCUCGGCAGCACUAGUAGUGUUUCGUUUGGAUCAGCAGUCGUAAUUUAGAGUUGGAAUCCCUACUAAUAUUACCUGUUAUGUUAAAAUCACAAAAUGAGGGAUGCUGCAUCUUUUAUCAUUGAUUAAUAUACUGUAUUCAUUACCCGUGUGUGUUAUUGGUGCGUGUGUACGUUUGUGUAAUAGUUUAGACAGGAUGGGCAGGUGAGCUUUAAAUGGAUUAGACUGGCAGUUAGUUGAGAGAGCGAGAGAGAGAAAGUAAGGGUUUCUAUUUUAUUGUCCUGAUUUUACAGGGUUUGUUUGUAUUUAAAGUCUUACAUCUGAAAGCAACAAAUGAACAAAGCAACCCUGUUUACUUAAUUCUGUUUGAGACCAAUCUUCUUUGCAGUUUGUGUUAUCCGACCAGCACGAUUCCGAUUGGACGAAGGAGAAAAAAUAAUCAGUCUGAACGAGAAGAACUUGUCUUAUGACCAGUAAGCCAGGACAACUUAUGGACACACACCAACCUCAUUUCUCUUGUUUACGUCUUUUUAAAAUAAAAAAAAAAAGCUUCUGUGAUUUUUAUUCCACAGAAAUCAGACACUUAUUAAGAGUAAAAUAUGAUCAUGUCUUUCCAUCUGCAGCACUAUAAUGUUUUCUGUAUAGUUAUGUUUUAAUUUUAUUUAAUUUCUCUUUUAUUUUUGUAGCUGGCCUACACGGUCUUUGAAUUAAUUUAUUUUUUGGACUACUAGCAAGUUUAGAAUCACGUUAGUUUUCCUAAUCAUAUCUACUUCUUUCUUAUAUCAUUUAUAAUUUGUGAAGUAUUUAUGGGAAGGGAGUGUUCAGCCUUUUUCUGAGUGUGCGUCUGGGAAGAAUUGAGACCCUGAAAUCAUGUUUCAUCUUGGAGAGUCCAAGGAAUAAAAUCCUUCUUUUCCCAGAGAGAUGCUGGAAUCAUUAGCACUCGAUUUUGACCGUAGAUUUAACACAUUGGACAGAGGCUUGCUUAUAACAUUCAGUCCUUAUUAUCCAGUGCUAUUUGUCAGCUUAAAUACUGACAGUGGUGCAGGCAGGGGCCCAGUGUUAGUCCUGUUAAUCUAGUCAUCAAGAUCUACUGCUCGACCUGCAAGUUUGGGCAUUUUUUAUUUUUGCUUGGUGCUUUUAGUUUAGUAAAUAAGCUUAAUAUUGUGAUAUUGAUCUUGUUUAUUAAGACAACAGAUCUGAUAAAAGAACAGAUGGACUUCACUUCAGUGUGUUAUUUGCCAUACCGUCUGUAUUCCAUAAUCUGACGGAUAAAGUCUGAAUGCUCUCAGUAUUUAAAUCAGGAUGAAACUGUGCUAUUAAGUCUAUUUUUUUUUUUUUAACAACUUUACAACCCUCUUGCUGUAUCACAUUUUUCUGGUUCUUUUUCUCUUUGUACAUUCAUCUUAUUCCUUCUCACGUUGUUCUCACACACAUUUUCAACUAAUGCAUAAAUGGUUAUUUUGUUAUAAACUAUUUUUGUGCAGGACGUGUUAAACUCUGAGCUAUUUUUCUUCUCCUUCAGUAUGUUUCUUACUCAUGUCCCGCCUCCCCUAAACCCUAUCUUGAAUGGCGUUCUGAUCUACCAACCCUGACGAUUUCCUGUAUUAGCCUGUGUACAGUGCAGUGGGAGCAGGAAGGAAUAAAAUCAAAGCAAACAACUGCAUGGAAUAAAACGCUGAUGUACUGUAUCAAA
Molecule: messenger RNA, 6207 nt
Organism: Clarias gariepinus (North African catfish)
Lineage: Eukaryota; Metazoa; Chordata; Actinopteri; Siluriformes; Clariidae
Gene: map3k13
Product: mitogen-activated protein kinase kinase kinase 13
Exons: 15
Coding region: 258-3128 (956 amino acids)
Biological process (GO): protein autophosphorylation; JNK cascade
Molecular function (GO): ATP binding; JUN kinase kinase kinase activity
Source: RefSeq, a predicted model, not a curated record